Molecule: messenger RNA, 354 nt
Organism: Symbiodinium pilosum
Lineage: Eukaryota; Dinophyceae; Suessiales; Symbiodiniaceae
Source: the annotation of a GenBank genome assembly
GUGCCCUUCGUGCCUUCCAUCUCCGAGGAGGAAGUGAAAGCUGUGCAGACGGCCUGGGCCAACGCCAUUAAGACCAUCUCCAAGACCUACCUUUCUGGAGGCGACUAUGUCGCGGAGGCCGCCAAGGCCGCAGGUGAGCUGUAUGGAUACGGACACACCAAUGUGCUCUUCAAGCCUACCAAGGCAGCCACACAUCAAUUCCGACCAACAGCCUCCGACGCAAUGUCGUACUUUGUUGGGCACAAGGCAGUGGCGAACGGCAUUGCGGAGGAUGCCGGCUUUGCCAUCAACGGUGGAAAAGGCUGGGCUGACGUGGUGUUCCACAACCACCAGAUCGACGUGACGGGCAACGUU